Molecule: messenger RNA, 207 nt
Organism: Saccharomycopsis crataegensis
Lineage: Eukaryota; Fungi; Ascomycota; Saccharomycetes; Ascoideales; Saccharomycopsidaceae
Exons: 2
Coding region: 1-207 (68 amino acids)
Biological process (GO): cytoplasmic translation
Cellular component (GO): cytosolic large ribosomal subunit
Molecular function (GO): structural constituent of ribosome; ribonucleoprotein complex binding; protein kinase activator activity
Source: RefSeq, a predicted model, not a curated record
AUGGAUAGUAAAAUCUGGGCUGAUGUCUACGCUCAAGCUUUGGAAGGUAAGAACCUCAAGGAAUUGUUGUUGAGUGCUGCCUCUGCUCCAGCUGCUGCCGCCCCAGCUGCUGCCGCCGGUGGUUCUGCUGCUGCCGCUGAAGAAGAAGCUCCAGCUGAAGAAGAAGAAGAAUCCGAUGACGACAUGGGUUUCGGUUUGUUCGACUAA